GCUCUCUUGCGCCCAAGCUACUAUCAGUUUGCAUUACCGAUGAGACAGUGCAGGAUGGAUUUCCGAGUUUCUUCGAGCCAGUUGCGGCUUAUGCUUGUCCGCGUGACGGCUAAUCACGCGUUUAAGAGACGCGUAGUGCCCUAACAUGACAUCUCCCUUCUUCCACCAUUCCUUCAUUUAUGAUUAUUAAAGUUAUUCCAACCAUCCUGACAGAGAUUACGAAAGUGAGCGCGCGUUAAAGGCUUUCUCAGUAUUAUACCGAAGAUGGCGACACAAGACCGCCCAAACAUCAUCUUCAUGAUGGCGGACGAUCACGCCUCAAAGUCCAUCUCCGCCUACGGCGCUGGCAUCAACCACACCCCGAAUCUUGACAGGAUUGCCAAAGAGGGCAUGCUAUUCAAUCAUUGUUAUGUAACGAACAGUAUUUGUACUCCGUCGCGUGCUGCAAUUUUGACAGGAACCCACAACCACGUCAAUCUGGUCAUGACACUCAACUCCGAGAUCAACGAACGCCUUCCCAACGUGGCCAAAGCCUUGCAAGCGGGAGGCUACCAGACAGCAAUGGUGGGGAAAUGGCACCUUGGCGAAGGUAAGGGACAUGAGCCAACAGGUUUUGACUACUGGAGUAUUGUGCCUGGGCAGGGCGAGUACUACGAUCCUAUGUUUAUCGAGCCAUCAGGUACAAAGCGGGUUCCAGGAUAUGCAACAGAUAUCAUUGCCGAGAAGAGCCUGGACUUUAUCAAGAACAGGGACAAAUCGAGACCUUUCUUCGUCAUGUGCCAUCACAAGGCGCCGCAUCGUAGUUGGGAAUGCGACCCGAAGCACAAGCAUCUGUACAAAGAUCCAGUUCGAUUACCGGAUACCUUUACAGACGACUACAAGAAUAGAGCCAGGGCUGCCAAGAUCGCGAAGAUGCGCAUUGCAGACGACAUCACAUAUCAUGACUUGGGAUUGGUCCAGCCAGAUGGCGGCAACGAAGUCGGUGAGAAACUGAUCGAUAUAUACUGGUGGAACGAUCGAAAGAUUCCUAACCCUGAAGAUGUUACUAAGAUGCGCCUUCUCGAUAAAGACGACGGAACCGUCUUUACUUUCAAAACCCCCGCAGAGCUCGCCGAGUUCAAGUACCAACGAUAUAUGCAACGCUAUCUUCGCACCAUCCAAUCUAUUGACGAUAACACGGGCCGAAUGCUAGACUACCUGGACGCAGAGGGUCUGGCAGAGAACACAAUUGUAAUCUACACCUCAGACCAAGGCUUCUUCCUUGGAGAGCAUGGUUGGUUCGAUAAGCGCUUCAUGUAUGAAGAGAGUUUCCAGAUGCCGUUUCUGGUACGCUGGCCCAAGGAGAUUAAAGCGGGAUCCGUAUGCGACGACAUCAUUUGCAACGUGGACUUCGCGCCAACGUUUCUUGAUGCUGCGGGUCUGCGCAUACCGAGCUAUAUGCAGGGCGUAUCCUUCCGCAAGCUGCUACAAGGCCAGAUACCUUCGGAUUGGCAACAAGUUGCAUACCACCGGUACUGGAUGCACAACGACAUGAUUCAUGCGGCAUAUGCGCAUUACGGUGUGAGAGACCAGCGAUACAAGCUCAUUUACUGGUACAAUGAGGACUUUGGGAUUGAGGGUGCGAGACCAGCGGAUGCCGAGCAUAAAGAGUGGGAGCUGUUCGAUUGCCAGGAAGACCCGCUGGAGCUGUUCAACGUGUAUGCCGAUGCAGGAUACAGGGAUGUGGUAGAACAUAUGACACGGUUGCUGGAGGAUAAGAUGGCAGACAUAGGGGAUACACCAGUGCAUCCAACAAGGAACAGACCUGGUGGUCUCACCAAAGGAAGGAUAUGAGGAUGAAUGUAACGCAAUAAUCUUAUUACCAGAUUACAGGUGCUCUCGGAGAUUCUUGCUCCUUUUGCUACAAGCUGCCGUUAUAGCUUCCGCGUCUGUGUACCUUACUCAACCCAAAGGCUCUGCAUAGUAUUCGACUCGCUUUGUCAAUGUUUUACAUCCGUCCAUAGAUUGAUUGAGCAACAAUCGCAGCUGCGCCUUGUCUUCAUCUUCCUUCUCAUCCAACCAUGUAUGUCGGAACAUGUUCCCAUUCUCUGUUUUGUCAAUCACUUUCUCCAGGUCUCUUUUCUUCUUUUCCAAGUCUGUCAGUCGCUCAAGCAGCUUAAUCUUCUCAAUCCGCAACUGCACGAUAUCAUUCAUGAGUCGGGUUAGGGUUAUACUAAAGUAGGUUAUAAUAGACUGUGAUAGAGGUAGUUUUAGUAGAGUCUUAGUAUGAGUAACCUUCAAAGCAUGCACCUACGUUAAAAAGAUUUC
Messenger RNA from Alternaria rosae, 2307 nucleotides. RefSeq names its product alkaline-phosphatase-like protein. The transcript is spliced from 2 exons. NCBI's taxonomy places the organism in Eukaryota, Fungi, Ascomycota, Dothideomycetes, Pleosporales, Pleosporaceae. Bases 265 to 1833 code for a protein of 522 amino acids. The record is from RefSeq and is a predicted model, not a curated record.